UACAAGACCCACAUUCCACAAGCGGCAUGAGUUUUCUGUGAUGAAGCAGUGCAGUCAGAGAGAGAAAGGUGAACAACACUGGAAAAAAGUAUCGGUAUAUGCUAUAAGUUAAUGUGCAGACAUCGCUAAAAAUGAAGCCCAUUCAAUUUUAUUUUAAGCGAAAAAAAAGACGAGGAGAAAGAGAAUCCGGCGAGGGGGGGGUUUCGCAAGGUUCAACUAAUGAAGCCUCUUCACAAGGUUUACCUGAGGCGGCUAACGUUGACAUGGCAGCUAACGUUAGGGAUGCUGAGAACAACGUUAGCAAAGCUACCGUGACCCCCGCUGUCUCUUCAACGUCCACUGUAGCCGGUGGAGGGAGAACAUAUAGAUUCAAUGCGAAUUGGCUCAAAAUGUUCCCAUGGCUAGAGUUCGAAAACAAUGUCAUGUUCUGCAAAUAUUGUAGAGGGCAGAAACAGGCGAGCAACUCGUCCUUCGUGUCAGGAAACCCGCAUCUGAAAAGAGAUAUUGUAGCGAAACAUAACAUCUCGUGGCGGCAUAUCCAGUGCAGAGAUCUGUACCUGAUGAGACAGGAGAAACCAUCAGGCACGGUGUCAGCAGCCUUGAGGAGGCAAGUGCUGCUGUCUGAGGAGGAGAAGAGGAGGCAGCUGAAAAUAAAGAUAAACAUUGCAUACUUCAUUGUGAAAGAAGAAGAACCUUUCGUCAAAUUUGGGCCACUUAUCAGACUCCACCACAAAAACAGAGUUGACAUUAAUCCAACAUACGACAAUGAUGUAAAAUGUGCGGAGAUGAUCGGUCAAAUUGCUGACAUAAUGAGAGAGAACCUGUCAGCGAAGCUGAAAGCCGCGAAAUAUCUUGCUGUGCUAAUAGACGGAGACACUGAUAUAUCCAACACCGAAUGCGUUGAUUGUCUACGUACGCUUGUUGGAGGAUGAGAAGCCAGUCAAUCUCCUGGUCGGACAACAGACCCUUGAGCACUCCCAUGCCAUUGGUAAGUUGUUCCUCUUUAUAGGCUUUAUUCUUGUGUAAAGUUUAAUCAUUAUUCAUAAUGGAGAUCAUUUAGUUUGUCAGAAAUACUUUUGUAUAAUUGUUUUUUUGUGUUGUCAUUCAAGGUAUUUUGGAUGCCACCAAGGCCACAUUUCGUGCUGUUUGCCCAGAGAAGGAUGGAGGGUCACGGAUGAAGAAGUGCAUCUCCUUUGGGGCAGAUGGUGCCUCCGUGAACAUGGACCACCGUGGGGAAGUGAAUGCCCACCUGCAGAGAGAGGCAGGGGUAAGGAGACGGUGAAUUGUUUGGAAUAUUCUGUUCUGACUUUCACAGACUAAAGCUGGCAAUACUGACCAUUCAGAAGAAAGAGCCAAAGGUGUCUGUCGUGUACGAUCUUCUGAAUUUGAUAUGGAAGAUGUAUCACUUCAGCGGAAAAUCCAAAUGAGAGCUCUAUGUUCUCGGGCAAGUGCUCGGUGUGGAUAUUUGCACACUGUCUAGCGUCAAGGGAACUCGCUGGAUACCCCAUGUCCACAGAGUCCUCAAAGUGUUCCUACGGCAUGUACAAGACAAGGACCUUGCCACUGACGAAGGCCAGUACUCUGUUGUUCUGCAGCACAUGGAGCACCUGGCCAUAGCAUCAACAACAGCGGAAGUUCAAGGGCGGGCAAAGAAGAUAAAACAGGAAAUGGAGAAUGCACUCUUUUGUGUAUUCUGCCAUUUUCUCUCAGACAUGUUUGAGGAGCUAUCCUCACUUAGCCUCACCCUGCAAAGGAAUGACCUGAUCCUCCCCCAAGCCACAUCAGAGUUGAGGAAGACAGUGACCAGACUGGAAGCAUUAAAGCUUAGAACAAAGGCUGGAGGCAUGCUGGAGAAGAUUCAGACCAUGCUUGCUCAGCAGCAGGGUGAUGAGAGGAGAUUCCAGGGAAUAACACUGAAGGGGAAUCUGAAAGGCUUCACAGACCUCAUCAAUCCCCAUUAUUAUUGGGUUAUCUCAAAGCCAGGUUUGGUAUUUUGCUGAAGGAUGAGGGUGUCCAGACCCCAGUGGUGUCUUUCAGAGUGCUAAACCCUGACACAUGGCCAGAAGACCAGGCCAGCCUUCUCACCUUUGGUGAUGAUGGUGUGGCAUACCUGAUGAGGCAUUUCAAGGAGCCUCUAGAGAGAUCGGGGUGCAACAUGGCUGCAAUCCAGGAUGAGUGGCAGGGGCUGAAAAUCCUGGUCAGCCACAAUUUCAAGGACAAGUCCUACAGUGGCCUGUGGGAGACCAUGUUGACAAAGGACCCCUACAGGCACGAUUACAAGAACAUACUGGAGUUGGUGCAGCUUAUGCUGGUGCUGCCCAUUUCAGCCGCCCAGUGUGAGCGAGGCUUCUCUGCGCAGAACCAGAUUAAGAAUUCGACAAGAAGCUGCCUUGGGGUCUCCACCACCGAAGACCUGAUGAGGAUCAGCCUGGAGGGGCCUUCUGUCGAGGAGUUCGAUCCCACUCCUGCCGUGGACCGCUGGCUGACCUCUAAGCGUGCCAAAUGGCCAACAUACAAAAGCAGCUGGACAACUGAUAUCCUUUGCGUCAAGUAUGCAUGGGUAAAUGUGUGAUUUUGGUGGUUGUGCUGUUCCACAGAUGUGUGUCCCUUAGUACACGCACACACACUCACACACACAGUAUAAAUAUGUAUGUAAUAAAUUGUGCACUGUGUUCCUAAAUUUCUUUGUGUGCUCUUACAUUUUGUCAUUUAGGAGUGUAUGUACUCCUUGGGAAAACAGUUAGCGUAGAGCCCUGACUUUAGAUAAAAGCAUCUGCCAAAUGCAUAAACAUAAUGCAAAUGAGUGCAUGAAAAAUUAUACAAACAUUUUC
Molecule: messenger RNA, 2831 nt
Organism: Myxocyprinus asiaticus (Chinese sucker)
Lineage: Eukaryota; Metazoa; Chordata; Actinopteri; Cypriniformes; Catostomidae
Product: zinc finger protein 862-like
Exons: 5
Coding region: 2114-2572 (152 amino acids)
Molecular function (GO): protein dimerization activity
Source: RefSeq, a predicted model, not a curated record